GUUAUCGGUAUCUACCAAUUAUGUCAAAAGGUUGUAGUUUACCAGGACCUUUCCAGUACCACCGGGAUAUCACAUAAAAUGCCAGUCCCGCCCCAGCGUAGCGAGUCCUCUAAUCCAAAACCACCAAUACACUCACAACCGCAAACAUGACAGACGCCUACACCCUUGUCCAAUCGCACUACGGCGAGAUCGCCAAACGCAACACCACCUCCCCAGCUACCCAACAAACCAAGGAAGAAAAUGUCGCCAAGUCCUUCGGCUACACCGCAGACGAUCUCGCCUUUCUCCCUGACAAAACAAAUCUAGGCCUAAGCUGCGGAAACCCAGUCGGACUAGCGAAUGUCAGAGAAGGCGAGACUGUUCUUGACCUCGGUAGCGGUGCUGGGAUCGAUGUCUUUCUUGCUGCGAAUAAGGUGGGUGAGAGGGGGAGGGCGAUUGGGGUUGAUAUGACUAGAGACAUGAUCAAUCUAGCCACAACAAAUUCCCAAAAAGCAAACCUGCCCAAUACCACCUUCCUCGAAUCUAGAAUCACAUCCGUCCCGCUCCCCGACUCCACAAUUGACUGCAUUAUCAGUAACUGCGUUAUCAACCUUGUCCCUAUAGCCGACAAACCAUCCGUGUUCCACGAGGUCUUUCGACUAUUGAAGUCCGGUGGACGAGUCGCUGUUAGCGAUAUCCUCGCGAGGAAGCCGUUGCCGGAGAGCAUAAGUGGGGAUAUGGCUUUGUAUGUGGGGUGUGUUGCGGGAGCAAGUUUGGUGCAGGAGUAUGAGGGGUGGUUGGCUGAAGCUGGUUUCAAAGAUGUGUUGAUUGUGGAUGCAAAAUCCGAUCUGAACGUAUACAAGACGCUAGAGCCGAAUUCUUGCUGUGGGUCGAGUGGUUGCUCGACGAGUACAGAGCUUGAUUCUUCGAAGAUUGAUUUUAAUGAGUGGGCUGGUUCCUUCCAAAUCUACGCCAUUAAGCCUUAGUGCAGAUACGCUUGAAUUGUAUAUAACCAAGAUACAGAGACAAACUAUGCUAUCUCAGAAAGCACAGCAAGCAAAACCCGAUUCUCAACCCUACACCCCUCCCAUUGAAACACCGCACUUCGAUACCCGCAACGUAACUUUGCUUCGAUUUCCCCAAUGCUUGCAUUCCGCUUGUUACAGCGCAUGACGAGUCCGAAGGCAGCGGUGCAGAGUGUUGUAUCUGUCUCUUGGACGGUGUUGGUGGGCUCUAUGUCCAUAGGAGUAGUAGAGAGCCAUUGGAGCCAGUCUGGUUGAGAACAGCAGGUUGAUUGAGGAUCGAGCAUAUUUGAAAAGUAGUCGCUUAGAUUUGGGGUUGCGAGCUCUGUAGAUAUACUGCGAAGCAUACUAGGUGGCGAAGGUGGGAUGCUCGUAGUCCAUUGGAGAGAAGGUUGCGACAUAUCCAAGCCAUCAAGUUGAUUUUCAAUCAAGUCCGGCAAAGU
This is a messenger RNA of Aspergillus ruber CBS 135680, 1444 nucleotides long. Its product is annotated as putative arsenic methyltransferase Cyt19. The transcript is spliced from 4 exons. The record is from RefSeq and is a predicted model, not a curated record. The coding region runs from base 147 to 965 and encodes 272 amino acids. Gene Ontology annotation, molecular function: methyltransferase activity. Lineage: Eukaryota; Fungi; Ascomycota; Eurotiomycetes; Eurotiales; Aspergillaceae.